Molecule: messenger RNA, 3903 nt
Organism: Haemorhous mexicanus (house finch)
Lineage: Eukaryota; Metazoa; Chordata; Aves; Passeriformes; Fringillidae
Gene: CDC27
Product: cell division cycle 27
Exons: 19
Coding region: 147-2669 (840 amino acids)
Biological process (GO): cell division
Molecular function (GO): protein binding
Source: RefSeq, a predicted model, not a curated record
CCUCGCUCGCUCCGGUAACGGUCGGUGCGGGUUCAAAUGAGCCGCGGCCGGGCCGGGCCCCGCCGUGACUCGCUCUGAGCCGGGCCGGGACCGGGGCCACCCCGCUCGGGCUCAGCGACCAGGAGGCGGAGGCCGGGGAGAGCAGGAUGACGGUGCUGCAGGAACCCGUCCAGGCUGCUAUCUGGCAAGCACUGAACCACUACGCCUAUCGUGAUGCCGUGUUCCUGGCAGAAAGGUUAUAUGCAGAAGUUCACUCAGAAGAAGCACUGUUUUUACUGGCAACGUGUUACUACCGCUCAGGAAAGGCCUACAAAGCUUACAGGCUCCUAAAGGGACACAGCUGUACCACCCCACAGUGUAAAUACCUGCUUGCAAAAUGUUGUGUGGACCUCAGCAAGCUUGCAGAAGGAGAGCAGAUCUUGUCUGGUGGAGUGUUGAAUAAACAGAAAAGCCAUGAUGACAUUGUUAUGGAGUUUGGUGAUUCUGCAUGCUUUACACUCUCCUUACUGGGACAUGUCUACUGCAAGACAGACCGGCUUGCCAAAGGAUCAGAAUGUUACCAAAAGAGCCUUAGUUUAAAUCCUUUCCUCUGGUCCCCUUUUGAAUCACUAUGUGAAAUAGGUGAAAAGCCAGACCCUGACCAAACAUUUAAAUUAACAUCCUUACAGAAUUUCAGCAGCUGUCUGCCCAACACUUGCACAACAGUGGUGUCUAAUCACAACAUAUCCCACAGGCAGCCCGAGAGUGUCCUCAUGGAGACACCCCAGGACACAAUUGAGUUGAACAGGAUCAACCUAGAGUCCUCCAAUUCAAAGUAUUCCUCCUUGAAUUCAGAUUCCUCCAUGUCUUACAUUGACUCAGCUGUGAUUUCCUCAGAUUCUGUCCCUCUGGGGUCAGGAACUGCCAUAUUGUCCAAACAGGCUCAAAAUAAACCAAAAACUGGACGGAGUUUACUGGGGGGACCUGCAGCUUUGAGCCCACUAACUCCAAGCUUUGGAAUUUUGCCACUAGAAACCCCAAGCCCUGGAGAUGGAUCCUAUUUACAGAACUACACCAACUCCUCCUCCGUCAUCGACGUGCCAUCCACGGGAGCACCUUCAAAGAAGAAACUCUGUGUUGUGCAGGCUGUCAGCAGGAUCAGCCAGGCUGGAACAAAAUCUGUCUUCUCCCAGAGUGGGAAUAGCCGGGAGGUCACUCCAGUUCUUGUUGCACAAACACAGAGCUCUGGUCCCCAGACAAGUACAACACCUCAGGUAUUGAGCCCAACCAUUGCUGCUCCACCCAACGCGCUGCCUCGGCGAAGCUCUCGCCUGUUUACCAGUGAUAGCUCCACAACCAAGGAAAAUAGCAAAAAAUUAAAAAUGAAGUUUCCACCUAAGAUUCCAAACAGAAAAACAAAAAGUAAAACAAAUAAGGGAGGAAUAACUCAACCAAACUUAAAUGACAGUUUGGAAAUUACCAAACUGGACUCUUCCAUCAUUUCAGAAGGGAAAAUUUCCACUGUUGCACCACAAAUCCAAGCUUUCACGCUACAGAAGGCAGCAGCAGAAGGUUUGAUGAGCCUUCUCCGGGACAUGGGGAAAGGUUAUUUAGCCUUGUGCUCAUACAACUGCAAAGAAGCCAUCAAUAUUUUGAGCCAUUUGCCAUCCCACCACUACAACACAGGCUGGGUGCUGUGCCAAAUUGGGAGAGCUUACUUUGAGCUGGCAGAAUACAUGCAGGCUGAGAGAAUAUUUUCAGAAGUGAGGAGGAUUGAAAACUACAGAGUAGAAGGCAUGGAAAUCUAUUCAACCACACUCUGGCAUCUGCAGAAAGAUGUUGCCCUUUCAGUUCUUUCUAAGGAUUUGACAGACAUGGAUAAAAACUCACCAGAGGCCUGGUGUGCAGCAGGAAACUGCUUCAGCUUGCAAAGGGAGCAUGACAUUGCCAUCAAGUUCUUCCAGAGGGCCAUCCAGGUGGAUCCAAACUAUGCCUAUGCCUACACCCUGCUGGGCCACGAGUUUGUGUUGACAGAGGAGCUGGACAAGGCACUGGCCUGUUUCAGAAACGCCAUCAGGGUCAAUCCCCGGCACUACAACGCCUGGUACGGGUUGGGAAUGAUUUAUUACAAACAGGAGAAAUUCAGUCUGGCAGAAAUGCAUUUCCAGAAAGCACUUGAUAUCAACCCUCAGAGCUCAGUCCUGCUCUGUCACAUUGGAGUAGUCCAACAUGCACUGAAAAAAUCUGAGAAGGCUUUGGACACUUUGAACAAAGCAAUCAACAUCGACCCCAAGAACCCACUAUGCAAAUUCCACAGAGCCUCGGUGUUGUUUGCAAAUGAGAAGUACAAGUCAGCUUUACAAGAACUUGAAGAACUGAAACAGAUUGUUCCCAAAGAGUCUCUUGUUUACUUUUUAAUAGGAAAGGUUUAUAAGAAGCUGGGUCAGACACACCUGGCCCUAAUGAAUUUCUCCUGGGCAAUGGACCUGGAUCCCAAAGGAGCCAACAACCAGAUCAAGGAGGCCAUAGACAAACGUUACCUGCCCGACGACGAGGAGCCCAUCACACGUGAGGAGCAGAUCAGCGAGUGCUACCCCUACGAGUCAGUGGGCACAGACGAGUCCCAGGAGAGCAGCAUGACGGACGCGGAUGACACGCAGCUCCACGCCGUGGAAAGUGAUGAAUUUUAACCUCCAAGAGCCAGUGUCUGAGCUUGAGUGUGUGUGACUGGUACUGUCGUGUUCUCCCCUUCCCUGGCAUCCUGGGUUCUACAUCUCUGAGCCAGCACUGUCGUUGUUCUCCACUGACACCACGAGUGCACCUCAGACCUGAACUUAGCAGAGUUCAUGGCAGUGCAAUAUCCAGCUGCUGCUGAGUCUGACUAGUUGGCUCUUACACAUUUAUGGCAGUGACUGAGGAGAAAAUGCUGGUUUUGAACUCCCCCUUGCUGGAAAAAAAUAUCAUGGAAGACAGACUUUGCUUUGCUGUAUGGAAGCCAGUAGCUGUGGGGAUAGUACUAAUGACGAGGUGUCUUGUUCUUUUUCCAGAAAUGUGUCUUAGUUUGGGUCUUUCUUGGUAAGCAGAGUGCUGAACCUCAUUUCCAAGUUCUCCAAGGACAGUGUUGACAAACAGGCUGUUCAAGACUUUUGCAUAUUGUAGUGUAAUUUAAAUGCCAGGGAGUGUCAAUGACCUUAAAGCUGCAGUGUCUCCAGUGAGCAGCCAGGACUGGGCGUGUGUCAGGCCACGUGGAACAGCCCUGUCCCUGCCCAGGGUGCAACUGCAGGAGAAUCACAUUGCAGGAUCAGAGCUUUCAUCAAAUGCUUUCGUGUUCUAACCAUGAGUUAAUUUAUUCACCCGGUUUUGGAAAGGUCAGUGUUUACUUUGUAUUUCUGUCAGCACCACCUUGCUUCAUUUUUCAUGCACCCCCUUGACUUGUUCUUCCCCUUUGAAGAAUAAAAAUUAAUAAAGGGAAAAAUCAAGAGAGAAAUGUAGAUACAAGUGUAAUGUGAAACACCAAACCCUUAAUCCUGUGAGAGUGGGAAGACUGGAAGCCUUAAUACAAUCAGAACCUUGGUCAAAUGCAUCAAAUAAUUGUCUCAGAUCAGUAUCUCCUUAGGUCUGCUAUCACUUUGAAAACUAUUUUGUAAAGUGUGGUCCAAGCAGGAUGCAAAAAUGUGCAAUUAUUUGUCUUUUUCCUUAUUUUUUUAAGCUGUUCUUUCAGUUUCCCAUUCUAGGAACACUUUCCUUUCCUCGAGGGUCUGUUUCUGAGAGGAGAAAGCUGUGCCACGUUAGUGAGUCCAAACUGCUCUCUGUAGCAUUCUGCAGCAGCAAUUGGUGCCCUUUGUGCAGUGAUGAUAAAGAAAGUGUAUGAUAAAAGCAGUUUUAAAGAGCAAUUUAUGCCUAAUAAAUUGGGAAUGAUACAAA